GUUUUUGAUUAGAAUAAUUUAUCCCAGCACCCGUAGUCAAAUUCACACAAAAUUCACGCAGACGGAAGAAAGUACAAUUCUCCUUCAUAAAAUGGAGGAAAAGACGAGACUUGGAUGCCUGUAUUUCAAAGGACUCGCGAUAAUUUAUAUUUCUAUUUCACUUUAUUCGCAUUCGGUCGGCUGCGUCACCGUUGAGAACAACGUCUACAAAGACGUGUACGUCGCUAUACGUUCAGACGUACCUGAGAGCGAGUGCGAGGCAGCCGUUGCUAACCUUGAGACAGCGUUCAACGAAGCCUCAGGCCUGCUCUUCCAAAUGACGGAGUCCCGCUUGUAUUUCGACAAGCAGCUCUACGUUGUGCUGCCUUCGCACUUCAAGACCUGCGGUAGACACUUCAACGAGUCGCUCUCCGCAGCAGCGCCCGCUGGAUACUCGUACCUUCGAGCUCCUAUCAGAAUGGGUAGGACACACGGCAUUUUCGGCGACGAUAUCUGGACGCAACAGCCGCGGCAGUGCGGCCAGAGCGGUGACUUCAUUUCCAUGGCUACGGCCAGCGUAGCGAACAAUACUUACGCUGCGCGUGACCUGGUGAAGGAGUGGGCUAAGUUCAGGUGGGGUGUGAUGGAUGAAGAAGGCCAUGCCGGGGACUCCAUCCACCCUCCAGGAUACGCAUCCUAUGAUGGCUCCUACUUGCCCAACGCAUGCGUCGACAGUCCGCUGUCCUUCUCUCUGUCAGACUGCAGUUCCGAACAAGAUUGCAUAAUCGACCCCGAAAUUAAUACAAACCAGACCUCGUCUAUUCUAUCGGUACCACAUUUGCCGAAUGUGGUUAAGAUGUGUACCGCUGCCACACACAACAAACAUCUGCCGACGAAGCAGAACUUGCUCUGUGCUGGCCUCAGCGCCAUGGAGGUCUUCCUUCAACACAAUGACUCCAACGUCAGACCCAUUACUGGAUCAUUUUCGGUGCCCUCAAUCAAAACUGUAGUGGCAAGAGUGAACCCAAUCAUUUCAUCGAUAAUUAUGGCUGUGGAGUUCACUAAACCAAUGGUAGAGCAUGGAUAUGAAUUCGAAUACGUAAUGGACGGGAUAUGCCAAGCCCUCGAAGCCUACUUACAAGAUGGAAUUUCAUUCGGCCUUUUGCUCUUCCAAGAUUCUAAAGUAUCGCUCGUCGGCGAGUCUCUACUCGGGUCAGAGCUCGUUGUUUUGAACUCCACAGUGAAGCAAACUAUCUGUUAUGCCUUACAAGUCGCAUUCGAAGAAGCGCGUCCUAUUUCUUCUACCGAUCGAUCUAUUGCAAACGUUCUUGGAAAAGCGACACAGCUCCUACCCAGCGCAGGAGGAGCAAUUCUGUUGAUCACGAAGCCACGGGACGAAACUGACGACGUGAACGACGUGGCGACGAAGGCAGAACUUAACACUGUGUGGCCGCUGCUCUACUCACAUGAUGGCCAAAAUAUUGCUUGGUACGAGUCGCUCUCGCAGAAGACGGGAUCUGACGCGGUGCUGACGGUUAGACAGGCUCUCAACAAUGACGAAUGUCAAGCCGUCAUGCGGAUGGAACUCAGUCGAGCCUUGCAACAAAUUCUCUCCAACAACCAAGUGGAUGAACUUACACAGUUGAGCUCCCAAGCUUGUUCGUUAACGGGAAAUACGAAGACAUGUUCGGCGUCCUUCACGAUAGACCCUUCGGUUGCGGCUGACAAUUACUUGGUGAGCGUGUACUACCCGAAAGACUUUCAAUCCAUUAAUGUCUCCAACGCCGGUGCUGAUUGCACGAAACUGCAGUAUGACGUGCAAACUGACUCUUCAAGUACGCUCAAUUGCUCUUCCUUGCCUUCGAAGAUCGACGUUACAUCACACUAUGCUACCAGCGCACAAACUAUCUAUUCUGAAGUUGUGGCCAAGGCUGCAGUCAUAUCACCUACUACGAUCAGCAACAUGGGUAAAAGCUCGAUUGUCAAUGUCGACGUAAACCUGAAUAAAACAAAUGGAAUAUACAUAUGGACGUCUGAGAACUCCCGUGACCUGAAGUUUACAGCUACAUCUGCACCAGCUGUCUUCGCACAGGUCUUUGUUGAUGGUCGGGAGGUGGUAGGGGCCAGAGUGUCGCUGGCCCUGACGAUUCUCAACUCGACGGCUGGCUUGCCUGGAACACAACUUCCCGACAUCGUCAUGAGGGACACUGGCACGGGUGCGGAUGUCACUGGCAACGAUGGAAUCUACUCGGCGUUCCUUGCUUUUUCCAGCGGCAACGACUCAUCCAUCCAGACUCCAGAACUCAGCCUGGAAAUAAGCGCCUCUGGACAAGGCUUUUUCCUGCCUGAUUCUUCUGAAGCCUUAGACCCGCCACUGUCUUGCUGCGGUUCAUCGUUACCUCUUCCAUCAACCUUGUCGGUGACUCCAAAAUUGGACUUCAAGUCUUCCAUUCGAGGCCGCGUAACAUCGCCUCUACCGGCCAACCUGCCUCCAGGGUCCAUCUCUGACCUGAGCGCCUCCACUGCUGGAUCAGCCGUACGACUUACGUUCACGGCACCCGGGGCUGACUUGGAUGCUGGAACUGUGAGCGGAUACAUAGUGACAACUUUUUCAAGCCCAACCGAGGAGGGUAGAAAUCACUCAACACGCAGCGGCAUAGUUGCUGCAGGCUCAAGACAGAGCCUGGACUUAUCGAAGGAUACGGUAGGAUGCGACUUGUAUCUUGACUACUACAUCAGCGCCUUCGACGAGCUCGGUGCUGUUGGUCCUACAUCGAAUUCCGUGAAGCAUCUGAUCAGCUGCAGCGCCGGCGAGAAGUCUUUAUCGGCAGGAGCGAUCGUCGGAAUCACGAUUGGUGCUGUAGUUUUGCUGAUAAUUAUUGUGCUGAUCAUAUACUUGUGUUGUAAUUGGGACAGAAGGCAGCAAACCGGGUUAUGGCAGUGCCUCACCUGUUCCAAAUCGUCUAACAAAAAGAAAACCACCGCCAAAGAUACUCCUUCGAAGUCAAGUCAGAGGCCAACGAGUGUGGAAGUAAUUCGCAGCAUCGAUGAUUUGUACACUAAGCCGGAGAAAUCCAUCACGAAGAAAGCGGGAGGUGGAGUCACCAACGAAGGAUUUGAAGGAACCACCAAGAAACCAGCUCCUGUUCCUAAUCCAAGACAGAGAAAUCGAAAUGACAACGAUAGCAUUGCGUCUUAUGGUUCCCGUGAACUCGAAAAAUUCAACAUGCCUUACGACCUACGUGAUUCGACCCUUCAAACCACACUGCCCAUCAACAAGGUGGGCAUUCCAGUUCCCGGUAAUGACGCUAGAACCGAUCACGCUCGAACGCCUUACGCCCAGUCACUUAAAUCCUCCCCUUCGCCGUCUCAACUACCAAUCUACCCGAAUUAUAAUUCAAAUUCUGGCAUGUUUGACAUGGAGCCAAAACAGGCUGGAAGUCUACCGGAUUAUUCGACCAAUUCUCGCGAUUCCCCUUACGGUUACGACCAAAGGCGACCUGCGUCUGUGUCGGAACUACGCAAGCCAAGUCCUUCUAAUUUGAACACGCUUGUGUAGAGAAUUCGGUCAGCAAACAUGAACAAGUUUACUUUGAAGACGCAUUGACAUUACAUGAUUGCAGAGAUCAUUCGCCUCUCAGCAGCAGAUGCAGAAAUGAAUUAUCGACUCGAGCAAUAAUUCUAGCCACAAUAAUGCUGGCAUUUCUAAGCUAACAUGCGACAAUCGUGAACAUCUGAAUAGAACAAUUAUAUAUAAACUUCAACUGUAAAUUAUUUCUUAAUAAUUAUGAACAUUUUUUAUCUAAUUUUGUCGAUCAGGCAUUCAAUUCAGUACAGUCAAACGAGUGAUUGCUCUAUAUCUCCAAAUAAUCAAUUUUUAUCAUUAAUAUCCAUGCAUAAAUACUCUACGUUGCUUGAUCGUUGAUUCUGAGAUGCGGUGAGAGAGAACGUGUGAUGUUUUACGUGUCCCAGACACCCAUGCUAGACUUCAAUAAAAAACGAAAUCCAUUCCGCAAACCACUUUUUUUGUAGGUCCGUUCACCAUUUUGCAAAUUCAUCACAACUCAUUGAAUUAAUCACGAAAAACACCAGCACAAACUAAAUGAUUUUAUUUCAUUUUUAUUUUAUUGUAUUUAAUGAUACUUUUAUUUCAUACCACGCUAAUGCAUUAUUUUAGAUCCGGGUGAAAUGAUUGACUUUCGUUCAUUUGAAAGUUAUUCAUUUCAUCAUCCACGUAGCCUUCCUCCUCAAUAAUGAGUCGUAUUUUUAAGAUAAUUACAUAUUAGUGAAGAAGUAGGUGUUCAUCUCGGUUCCUGCUUCGCUUGAUUUGAUUUCAAAAAUCUUAAUUUUAAGCUACGAAUAAAAAAUUGUAAAAAUUUUCCACCAAUGUAAAUGAAGUAGACAAUUUUUUCCUAAAUAUUAAGUAUGUUAUUGCCGGGUGCUGGAUUAGAUAGAGCUUUAUGAUAAUAAAUAUCGCUUUGAUAGGCGUCGUUGAGGUUAAAAUAUUCUGUAUUUAGUUAAAUUUUUUAAGCCUAUUAAGAUUGUAGAUAUUUCGAUCGGGUAGCUAUGUUCUUAAAUAAAUGUCACGGAAGUUGCCUAAGUAAUGAACAGUAAUCGAUAAACUGAAAUUAUUCAUGAAUGCUGAAUGUAUGUUGACAAUGAAGCAGUUCAUUCGCAAGUGGCUUAGAUAGAAAUUUAAAAUUUUUCAUUUCUUUAGUUUACCUGGCUUCUGCCUAUUGCACAAUCAUUGGCCCCAAAAAUUGUCUUAUUAUUAACUUGAUUGUUGCCUAAACGUCAUUCGCGGAAAUUCUGUUAAGCUAUGACAUCUCAUUCGUCAAAAUUAUGAAUUAUAUUUUACAAAAUAUGAUAAAGUGCGAGCGUAACAGCCACAGAUGAGAAUCCGACAGGAAUAAAAAAUAAUCCUCAUUGACAGUUCAAUAUACAUAAUGUUACAAUUAUUUUUCAAUGAAACUCUACUUUCUGAUAAAAAAAAGUUAUCCUCUGUUACUUAUAAAUUGAUCAUGACGUUGGAUAGUAAAAGUUAUGAUUCAUGUAAAUUUAUUUUAUGAGCAUUUCUUGUAACCUAUUUAAAGCUCA
Messenger RNA from Hyalella azteca, 5076 nucleotides. RefSeq names its product calcium-activated chloride channel regulator 4A-like. The record is from RefSeq and is a predicted model, not a curated record. Lineage: Eukaryota; Metazoa; Arthropoda; Malacostraca; Amphipoda; Hyalellidae. The coding region runs from base 92 to 3538 and encodes 1148 amino acids. The transcript is spliced from 16 exons.